GGGCCAAACUUCGCAAUCUCACCACACACAACCAGCCCCGGUGCUCAUACCCAUGCAGAAAAAACUGUUUCACUUCUAAAUACAUAUCUGACAGACAAACUUCAUACACCAGCAUUCCACGCUACAAGCGAAACCAGACUUAUCACUCAUCACAUCGACUGUAACUCCAAAAACGUAAUCUACAUGAUACAAUGCAAUCACUGCUCCAAACAAUACACGGGUGAAACGAAACGACGACUCAAAUACCGCUUCAACGAACACCUCAGACCCGUUGACAAUCCAUCUAGCAUCUCUAAACCAACCACAGUCUUAGAGCACUUUCUUACUAAUGAUCACUCUGCAAACGACUUCAGACUUAUUCCACUGGAGUUCAUUAAAUCUAACAGAGGCAGUGUACGAAAAGCUAGAGAGGCACACCUCAUCGAGAGAGGUAAAACUCUAGAACCUUCUGGUAUCAAUAAGAGAGAUGAAAUGUAA
Porites lobata is the source of this 477-nucleotide messenger RNA. Lineage: Eukaryota; Metazoa; Cnidaria; Anthozoa; Scleractinia; Poritidae. The record is from the annotation of a GenBank genome assembly.